Messenger RNA from Oreochromis niloticus (Nile tilapia), 3564 nucleotides. It is a transcript of the gene tsc22d4, whose product is annotated as TSC22 domain family member 4. Lineage: Eukaryota; Metazoa; Chordata; Actinopteri; Cichliformes; Cichlidae. The transcript is spliced from 5 exons. The record is from RefSeq and is a predicted model, not a curated record. Gene Ontology annotation, biological process: regulation of transcription by RNA polymerase II. Bases 769 to 1755 code for a protein of 328 amino acids.
GAGAUAUAUAUCGUAUAUCGCCAUCCAGCUAAAAAAUAUCGAGAUAUGAAUUUUGGGUCAUAUCACCCAGCCCUAAUACUCGUAUACAGUUACCCCACUGAGAUCUCCAGUAACUAGUAUCAUCUGAAAUACAAUCAGAUUCUGAGAACGACACAAAAUCAGAAUUAAACUGCUCAGCAAAACCAAAUAUGGCUUUACGUUAUGAAUUAAUGUGUAACCUCCUAGUAAAAAUGUAAGUGAAACACAGGAAGUAGAAUCAAAAUAAAACAGGUGGGCGCUGGUCUCACUGUUUAUUACAUAAAACUAAAAAUAAAUAAAUAAAACUUUGUUUACAAAAGCUGUAAUUAAUGUUUUAAUACAGUUUUAUUAAAGCUCAAUAAAGUUUUGUUGAAGUGGUGUUUCAGGCUUUGAGGGUCAGUUAGCUUAUAUCAAAGUGACCAAAAGUCAUGUUCAGAAACCAACAUCAUCAUUAUCAUGUGGUCCACCUUAACUCAGCUGACCAAUCACAGCACAGCUCUGAGAACUCUGAGUGCCUCACCUGACCUGGAGAGUGAAGGGUUAAAGCCCUGCAGAACCUAAAAAAACACAGACACAGACAUGCACAUACACACACACACACAGUCAUGUUGUGCAAUAGUCUGAAGCAACACAGCUGAGUAGGGUGGAGUGAACAGGAAGUAGAGAAGAAGCAGAGCGGGAUCUGCAGGGCGGUGCACUCUUCUGGACAGACAGACUGCAUGAGGGUGAGCCUGUGGAGUGUGUGUGAGAAUGAGUGGUGGUAAAAAGAGGAGUGGCUUUCAGAUCACCAGCGUGACUUCAGAGGUGAACCAGAGUCCAGUAGACCAAUUGUCUCCUAGUGCGGUCCUGCCCAUCAUCCAAUCAGAGGUCUCUCUGCAGUCCCCCCUCUGCAGCCCUCAGGGAAGCUCCUCCCAGCCAACCACACCCUCUCUGAAGAGGAAGUACAUCUCCCUCGAUGGCGGGCAGGGGGCGGGGUCUUCCUCCAGGUUCAGGGUGGUGAGACUAGUGGACGGAGCCAGCGGCGGAGGCCGGGGUGAAUCAUAUCGUCGCGGGCGAUGGACGUGCACAGAGUUCACAGAGCGGCAGGAAGGCCCAGGGUUCAGGCGAGUAAUGGACAGCAUGAGACACGCCCACUCCUUGGAGUCCUUGGAGAUGAUUGGCCGGGAAAGCGAGAGGGGUGGAGUCCACUCUCAGGACAACACCCAUUUGCUGGCUCAGCACGUGCUGCACAGCGGCCCGCCUUCACCCACGCACCAGACGCCAACUAAUGUCCGGCUGCUCGACCACAAGGAGUCACGCCUUGUGGUCGAGCAGGGCUUAGGCUCCACCCCUCCACCACCUUCACCCCGCCCUCGCUUCGCCCCAACUCCUCUGCGGCUGGAUGUGGACGCCUCAGGACGGUCUGUCCUCAGGCUGUCUCACUCUCAGCCUGGCUCCCCCCCUGCUGGACUGUACCAACCCCCUCUGACCCCCGCUCAGACGCCUUCAGGCUUCAGCCUGGACCGCACCAUGUUCGACCUGCCGGGGGACGCCAGUAGUUCCAGUAACAGUUUGAUCGCCAUCGACAACAAAAUUGAGCAGGCCAUGGACCUGGUGAAGAGUCACCUGAUGCUGGCGGUGAGGGAGGAGGUGGAGCUUCUGAGAGAACAAAUCAGAGAGCUGCAGGAGAGGAACCGGCAACUAGAGAGAGAGAACCACACGCUGAGGGCGCUGACCCACAGCAUGCACACGCACUAACCCACUCACUAACACACACACACACACACACGUGCAGUCAUGUCGGGGUUAACAGGACGGCGUUCCGGCUCCAGCGUUUUCUGAUCAGCUGAUGCUUCAGAGACACUCGCUGUGCCCUCCUGCUCGUCCUCCUUCAUGUACCUGUAGUACUGUUGUACUGCAGUAUUUGUGGUACUGUGUACUGAUGAAAGGUGUGUGUGUGUGUGUGUGUGUGUGCAAGUACUUACAGUAUCUGACAAAAGUGAGCACACCCUGACAUUUCUGUAAAUAUUGUGUCAGAUCUUUUCAUGUAGAUGUGACACUUUGUUACAGUCAGUGUGCAGCUUGUAUAACAGUGUAAAUUUGCUGUCACCUCAAAAUAAAUCAACUCACAGCCAAUAAUGUCUAAACCACUGGCAACAAAACAGAGAACACCCCGAGGUGAAAAUGUCCAAACUCUGCCCAAAGGGUCAGUACUUUGUUUCACAUUAUUUUCCAACACUGCCUCAACUCUGUUGGUCAUGGAGUUCACUGGAGCUCCACAGAGCGCCACUGAAUCCUCUCCCACUCCUCCACGAUGACAUCAUGGAGCUGGUGGAUGUUAGAGACCUUGCACUCCUCCACCUUCCAUUUGAGGAUGCCCCACAGAUGCUCAGUAGGGUUUAAGCCUGGAGACAUGGUUUAUACUGGUCUGAGCACUGACAGGCUGACCCUCCACACCUCCAACCUCUGCAGCAAUGCUGGCAGCACUCAUACAUCUGUUUUCAAAGACAACCUCUGGAUAUGACACUGAGCACGUGCACUCAGCUUCUUUUGUCGACCAUGGCGAGGUUUGCUCUGAGUGGAACCUGUCCUGUUAAACUGCUGGAUGGUCUCCGCCACCGUGCUGCAGCUCAGUUUCAGAGUGUUGGCGAGUCACAUGACACCAGGGAGGGAAAAUGGCUAAUUGGGCACAGUUUGGACAUUUUCACCUAUGGGUGUACUCACUUUUGUUUCCCAGUGAUUCAGUCAGGAAUGGCUGUGUGUGGAGUUAUUUAGAGGUGACAACAAAUGUACACUGUUGCACAAGCUGAUUACUUUACAUUGUAUCAAAGUGUCAGAUUUACAUUGUUGUCCCAUGAAAAGAUGUAACAAAAUAUCUACAAAAAUGUGAGGGUGAGCUCACUUCUGUGAGAUACUGUGUGUGUGUGCGAGUGUGUGGAGGACAGUGAUGACGAUGGGUGGUGUCAGCAGGUCAGCUCCAGGCAGCAGAGGCUUUGUCAGAAACCGAUGGACCAGUCAGAGUUGAUGGUUUGAAACUCCUCCUUCUUUGAGAGCCCCUCCCACUGCCCCAAGGAGGUUUCUUCCUGUUUAAAGGGAGUUUUUCCUCCCCACUGUCCCACCGUAUGAAGCACUCGGAGGCGACUGUUGUGAUUUGUGCUACAAAGUAAUCGUCCAAGGUGUCCCGAUGAUGUGUUUCAGUGUGGCUGCUGAGGAAGAGGAGUUGCUUCAUCAAUUUGAACUGUAGUUCAGGAUCAGCAGACUCGGUCCUCACCAUGGAUACAGGCAGCAGCCAUGACAGCUGACGCUGCAGUGUGACAGAUCCGGGAGAGCAGGUCAGGCUGGACCCACUGUGACCCCUGUGUUCACACACACACACACACACACACACACACACACACACACACACACACAUGCAGCCUGUAACACAGUAACCCUGAACGUGCCUUACUGGCCUCACCUGACGGUGUGGGCGUGGCCUAAUGGUCGCACCUGGGACUGUUUGUAUUAGCCGUCCAGAUGCAAAUGCUGAUGCUGAAGAGUAGAGUCUAAUAAAUUAAUAAAGCCUUA